Cyphellophora europaea CBS 101466 is the source of this 1011-nucleotide messenger RNA. RefSeq lists its product as uncharacterized. The transcript has a single exon. Bases 1 to 1011 code for a protein of 336 amino acids. The record is from RefSeq and is a predicted model, not a curated record. Lineage: Eukaryota; Fungi; Ascomycota; Eurotiomycetes; Chaetothyriales; Cyphellophoraceae.
AUGGUCCAUGUUGUCGUCGCUGGAGGCACCUCGCCGACCCUUGGACGGUCGAUCGUUACAGCUUGCAUAGCAGCUGGCCAUCAGGUAACUGUCCUCUCACGCACACCAUCAGACUCUAGCUCCGCAGCCGAGUCCGCCCACGGUGCUCCCAUCAAAUAUGUCUCCUACGAGGAUGUUAGCAGCGUCAAGUCCGCCAUCUCUGGCGCCAACAUAGUGAUCUCGGUACUCAAGAUCAUUGGAGACGAGCUCAACAUUACUACUCAUCUGAACCUCCUGCGCGCCACGCUCGCAACGGAUACCGCCACGAGGUUUGUGCCAUCUGAUUGGAGCAUGUAUAGCCUCGCACACCAACAAGUCGAUCUCCUGGCCCACAAAGCCACGUUGCUUAAAGAAUGCCAGCAGCUCGCUGCAUCGUCCGAAAGAACAGACUUUGAGGUUGCUCAAUUCGAGAACGGCGGCUUCCUUAACUACUUCGCCCAGAAGGCGCCCUCGGUUGCCGCGAAGCCACACCUUUUAGCUGGUUUGGACGACGAUUUGAUGCUCGAGUACAUUGACAUCUCACAGGGCAUUCUCCCGAUUCCCGUGAACGCCGACGGCGAUUCAGCCACGGUCAGCAUGACUCACAUUGACGACGUGGGCAAGUAUGUGGCCGCCGUGGUCGCUCUACCGGCCGGGUCGUGGCCUCAAUCUGGCAUCAUAAGCAUUGCAGGUAACACAUUUACUUACAUUGAAGUUCGCCAUAUCGUUGAGCGAGAAUGUGGCAUCACGCUCCAGCAUGCGACUAUAGAUCCUGACGAGUGUGACCGCCGGAAAAAAGAGGCCGAUGCGAAGCUGGCGGGGGAAUUCGAUCUGGCGACGUUCAAGUCUGGUAUGGUCGCACAGAUGCAGAAGGUGACCUGCCAGGGUGCGAGGGGUGGUGCUUGGGCGGACAAUGAAGCUGGAGAGGUAUGUCCAGAUGUCACACCUGUGGAUCUCAGGGAGUACUUGCAUGAGGUCUGGGGCAAGCAGUGA